Messenger RNA from Striga hermonthica, 780 nucleotides. NCBI's taxonomy places the organism in Eukaryota, Viridiplantae, Streptophyta, Magnoliopsida, Lamiales, Orobanchaceae. The record is from the annotation of a GenBank genome assembly.
AUGAUAGACAUCAGAAACUUGAAGAUACAGUUGUCGAAAGAAUUUGACAUGAAGGACUUAGGCCCAACAAAGAAGAUUCUUGGAAUGCAGAUCACGAGAGAUAAGCAAAAGGGAGUUUUGCAGUUAUCUCAGGCAGAGUACAUCAACCGUGUUUUGCAGAGAUUUAACAUGGACAAGGCCAAACCAGUCAAUACACCUUUGGCCAGACAUUUUCGUCUAUCCAAGGAUCAGUCUCCUCAAACAAAGGAAGAAGAAGAGUUCAUGGCUAAGAUUCUUUAUGCUUCAACCAUUGGAAGUUUGAUGUACGCGAUGGUCUGUACAAGGCUAGACAUUGGCCAUGAAGUGGGAGUUGUGAGCAAGUUUAUGCCAAAACCAGGAAAAGCUCAUUGGGAAGCAGUCAAAUGGAUCUUGAGACAUCUACGAGGCACAAUAGAAAAGUGUCUGUAUUUUAGAAAAGGAGAUCUAAAGUUACAGGGCUACGUAGAUGCAGACUUUGGAGGUGAAGUUGAUCACCGAAGAAGCACCACCGGUUAUGUUUUCACUAUCGGAGCUACAGUUGUUAGUUGGAUGUCGCGGAUACAAAAUAUUGUUGCUCUAUCCACUACAGAGGCUGAGGCUCCGAUUCUAGUCACCCUGUCCCUUCCGUCUCUGGUGUUGGACGGGGGGGUAAUCGCCAGCGAGCUCGGGCUGAGGACUGGGAUUCAAGAUCUGGGCUUGAUCUUGUUGGUCUGUUGUGGCUGGUUGCAGGUUUUGGUCUCUGGGUCUCGGGUGUCUAUCUGA